Paramecium primaurelia is the source of this 581-nucleotide messenger RNA. The record is from the annotation of a GenBank genome assembly. NCBI's taxonomy places the organism in Eukaryota, Ciliophora, Oligohymenophorea, Peniculida, Parameciidae.
AUGAUUAAUAGUAAAGUCAAAUCAGAAUUUUUGUAAAAACUUGCUUGCUGUUCAGAAUAUGCUUAUAGAGAAGAUACCAACUAUCCUAUUAGAAAUCAAAUGGAAGAUUGUAUACAAUACUCUAAAUAAGAUCAGCCCAUUAUUAUAAAGAUAAUUGUUUUUAGGAUGGCACUACUUGUCUAUUUGCAGUAUUUGAUGGUCAUGGAGGGACUGAUGUAGUUGAAUACAUUACAAAAAUUCUGCCAGAAGUAGUUUAAUUUAAAUAUUAAAUAAAGACUUUUCUAAGAGAAUUCAAAUAAUUUAAUACUUUGAAACCGAAUGAAUAUUUUGAAUAAAUAUUCAAAAAAGUUGAUGAUUAACUAAAAUUAGUUGGGGCUGCAGAAAUAGGGGCCACAUGUUGCUUAACUCUAUUAAGAAAGGAAGAUAAUAAAAGAAAAUGUUAUAUUGCAAAUUUGGGUGAUACAAGAGCAGUUAUGAAUAUUGAUGGUAAAGCAGUUAGAAUGACAGUUGAUCAUAAAGGAAUAGACCCUGNUUAUAGACUUGUACUAAUUGCAGAAGUUUAUCUUAUUAAUUAAACUUGA